Pocillopora meandrina is the source of this 9958-nucleotide messenger RNA. NCBI's taxonomy places the organism in Eukaryota, Metazoa, Cnidaria, Anthozoa, Scleractinia, Pocilloporidae. The record is from the annotation of a GenBank genome assembly.
UUCUCUGACCCUACUGUAACACGUGCUCUUCACUCGCCAUUCUAUUUCCGUACAAUGAAAUUUCUAGGAAUUGUUGCAAAUCCAGUAGCUGCUAAGAAGGAGGAAAAACUGCAAUAAUUUGUAACAGAUUUAACCAUGCUGUCUUCAAGGGUUCUACAGAGAAUCACUGGUGCUUCUUCUCAGGUAAACGUUUCUCGCCCUAUCAGCUUCUACCCAGUUCUCUUCCUCUCGUGAUCUGACCAUUUGUUAAUUUGUGUGACAUAACAAAGUUUACAUUUGAAUUCAGUGCACUUUUUCACUCCUUCCCUUUCUUCUACUCUAGAUUUCAAAUUUUUGAAGUCCGUGGUCCCUUGAUCUCGUUUAACAGAUUUGUGAUCGUUCUUAGUUGAUCGGAGAAUGAUUAAAAAUGCCAUACAUGUGUAUAUUGUAGCAACAUAUACCCAUGUGGAUGCAACUUCGAAUUUAUAAGUUGUGAAAAUAAAGCUCAUCUGCAGUCUAGGUCUCGUAUGUUUGUAUGUAGAAUACUUCCAUAUAACUCCAAUUUCAAACAAAGUUAAAAGAACAGGAAACAAAAAUUAGAAAAUAAACGCAUCUAGCUGGUUUGAAGUUUUGAGAUCAUUUUAUCCUCCACUCUUGCACUCAAAAUUUCUUGUAAAAUUCUUCCCAGCCCUUCUAGAGAAUGAAAAUGUUCCAUGUCCAUUUGAAUCUAAUGCACAACACAAUUUCCUCAUUUGCAUUUUAUGCAUUACUACUGUAUAAAGAUUUAAUUAUUUUAUAUUAUGAGGGGGGAUUUUCAGUAUUGCAGUUUUGGCAAUUUUUUUUAGAUCGUUUUUUCGGUUUUUGUGCCAAAAACUUUGGUUUUUCAGUUUUGGUGAUCUUUGCAGUUUGUGGAUUUUCCUACGGCUACAUGUAGGGUACAGCUAGGCACGGAACAUUGCCAGAGUUUCUUUAUCAACACCACCUCAAAAUUGGUGACUAAGUUACAGGCCACACGUAACUGAUUGAUUCAACAUUCCAAUAGAAUCUCCAAACUUUCAGGUCUUAGUUUGCAAAUGGAAAUGUUAGAUUAGGGAUUUUUGAUGAAACUUUCCAGAGCUAAAGCUUUUUGCGACUGCAAAAUUUCAAUCCUAUUGAGGACUUAAGUGUGAAUUUCCUUAAUUUAGCUUGGCUCUAUUACCAGCUGCUGAGUCCACAGAGACCACAGUCUAGGUCCUCAAGAGAGCAGCUGUUAAUUUAAGCUGAUACUAGAAGAUACAAAUGCCAAGUCCAUGGCAUUCAUAAAUCCUGUAAUGAAAUUAGUGUAGUUUACUUUGUAUACUCCACUUAUCACCAUUGUAUCAGAUCGAUCAGGGUUUUAAUAACUGGGGUGUGAAAAUGUAUUGGUUUUGACAAUUUUGCAUGUGGUUUCCAGUUUUGAUAAAAUAUUUUUCAGUUUUUUCGUUUUGGAUGAUUUUUCUAUGGUUUUGCAGUUUCUAAUGGGCCCCAAUGCCCCCCUCUAUAAUCUAUUAUAAAUUGCAGAAUUUUCAGUCAAAGUUUGCCAUCAGAACCAUGGCAUAUGGCUACAGCAGGACAAAGAAAAAACUUCCUGUCAACACUGUAAGUGAAAUUGCUACAACAGUUAUUAUUAUGUUCUGCUGAAUAAAUGCAUACAGUAGAGGAAUAUGCCUAAGACAGAGAUCAUGAACCACCAACAACCUCAAUUGAUUUUAUAAAACAGAUGUGGUCAUCUGAGGCAGAUUAACUGAUAAUAAAGAAUAAUUGAUUGUCUCAUGAUGUAGUCACCCUCAAUAUGGACCACAAAAUUUCCAUUAUUAACUGCCAGUCUUUUAGGCUAUGAGCUCAACUGGAUAAGCUAAUCCAAUCAGUGUCGUAGCCUGGAGAAGACUAGCAGUGUGCCAUUGAGAUUUCACCACUUAGAACAAAGAAAAUGACUUCUUUGUCAUAUAUGUGACUAAACUUUAUUAUAACCUCAAUCUAAUCUCACUCUCAAACCAUCACAAGUUCUUGUGAUGCAUCAUGCCACAUUUUUCUCUUUUAAUAUCCCAUCUGCAAGUUAUUUCCCUAAUGUUUGGCAAAAUCUGGUUCACUCUGCUAACAAAAUUGCUGCACCAUGUUUGUUUAUCAAAACAGGGUAAUUUGUAACUCUGCACUGUAACUCUUUUAAAGAGAGAGAUGUCAAGGAGACGUUUUAACCAAAAUAUUUCAAUCAUCUUAUUGAUUGUGGCUUUUUAUGCAUAUGCCUUUAUUGAACGAUGUUUCUUAUUUUAGGUGGUUAAAUUUGUUCCUCAGCAAGAGGCUUGGAUAAUUGAAAGAUUUGGUAAAUUUAACAGAAUCUUGGAACCAGUAAGUACAAACUUAUUAUGCAAGAAAAAGGUAUUGAGCUUUUAAGAAAAACUCCCCUUUUAAUGCCAUUCCCACAGAAUUAUAAUACAAUCUUGUAUUGUCAACUAACUUUCUCUCCAGGGUCUUGCUAUUCUCCUUCCAGUUAUUGAUGAUAUUAAAUAUGUGCAAAGCCUAAAGGAAAUCGCCAUUGAAAUUCCUUCACAGUCUGCCAUCACGCUUGGUAAGAACUUAAGUUGCUCUUAAGUAUGUAGAUGCACCUUAGGAAACAAGAACUAAUUGUAAUAUUACAGUUGUAGUCCGGUGAUAAAACUUUUUUUAGAUACUUUCUUCUUUGUGUUUAUUUGUUUGUAUUUUGGAGUUAAAUAGUUGUCUGAUAACUAAAUGUAAUAGCAUCUGAUAACUUGAUUGUAUUGCAAGUGGGCCGAAAUCUUACAGUUAUUACAAGUUUAAAUUGAUUUGAUUUAAUUUAGUGUUUUCCUUUCCUCGUUCUACUUUAAUUUUUGUGGGUACUUUCUUGUUAACUUUAUAAAUUACUAACUGAAGGUAACUCAUCACUCUGAACAUUGUGGUUGUUCAUCAUAGAUAAUGUCACUCUUCAUCUUGAUGGUGUGUUGUAUCUGCGAGUGGUUGAUCCAUUCAAGGUUGGUUUUAUAUGAUUUUUCUUCCAGACUGUGAACAUUUCCUCUGUUUUUCCACAAAAACCAUAAGAUUGUACUGUCAGUUGGUAUGACUGAUCUGCCAUUAUUACUGACAAAACUACUUAAUAUGUAGAGAAUAGAACACAAAAACUUUGCACCCAAAACUCUUUUAACAAGUUAGAGUAGUUUUGUUGCUACAAACCUCUUCUUACUCAAAAUUUAACGGAAGAUGUUGGCUCAACUAUGGAACAUGAUAGCUUGGAAAUUUAGUCCAAGAUAAAAACUGACCAGCUGUUAGCAGUUAGGUAAUGUCCUCUGUAUUUUGAGUAUUAAAAAACAAAUGUUGAGUUUUGCUAACUGGUAAGGAACUUUUCCAAUGGAAAGUGAAUGUAAGAGAAUAAACAGAACUAGUGUCCAGCAAAUUAAAUAUAUUUAUUAAAAAGAAAAAUUGGCUUUCUUGGUAAUAACUUUCAAUGCAGCUACUGCAGCAAACAGUUUAAUUUGCUUGUACUGUUUGUGGAUUAUUUUGGCUGCAAAAUUAAAAAUUUUUGUCGCUAUCUUGGUGCAUUCUAUGAUAAUACACUGAGACGAAGCAAACUGAUAUUUUUAGUACUCAAAACUGAGCUUUAAAUCAUUGAUAAUAUUUUUUAGAACCUUAUGAUCUUGAGUUUUGUAUUUUUUGUCAAAUACUAGGCUUCGUAUGGAGUGGAAGACCCAGAGUAUGCUGUGACGCAGUUGGCUCAGACGACCAUGAGGUCUGAAUUGGGUAAAUAUCAUGUCACCGAAGUAUUAAGCUAAGAUUUGUACAUGUACAUCUAGUCUGAAAUUCCCAUCAUGUCUGAAAUUCUUUGAAAUGUUCCUGAGUCUUGUUACUCUUACAUUGCAGGUAAAAUAAGUUUAGAUCAUGUCUUUCAAGAACGAGAAAGACUGAAUCACAACAUAGUAGGUGAGAUUUAGUGUCUUCCUGGGUGAUGCUGUAAUCUUGAAAAGAGGAAGAUUUGCUAAAAGAAAACCGCAGUCAGCAAUUGAACAUGUUAAAACGUUGAUUCAGCUUUCCACUAAAUAAGUUGCUGUACUGUGGCUCAGGUACCAGUAUGUGAUAAUUGUUAGUCACCACAGUGUAUGUAGAAAGUCUAUCUGGUAAAAAUGAAGUGCCUCUCCCCUCAGAAAAUUUCUGACAAUAUUUAUGUGUGUGAACUGCCUCUUUUUUACCUACAAUUGGCUAAAACUUUUGAUAGCUGUUGGUGCAAAAAUAUCCUGUAAUUGGCUAUCUAGAUUUAAAGGCUAUGCCCAAACACAUUUGAAACAAGAAAGGAACAUUGAAGAGACACUUACCUGUCUCUCAUGAAUCUGUUAGUAAACAGUCAAUUGAGUAAGCACAUGGUGCAUUUAUUGCCAAGUAAUUGGACUGAAAGAAAGGGAAAAAAUACUGUUUAACAAUGAUGAUAUAUAUAUUGUAAGGUGUGUGCACUUUGUUUUUUUUCAAAUUCUGAACUUGAAUGGUAUCUUUUUCCCUUUAGAGGCCAUCAACCAUGCUGCUGAAGUUUGGGGAAUAAGAUGCCUGAGAUACGAAAUCCGUAAGUGUAACAGUACUGUUUACUGUAUAUUGAAAAAAGGUUGGGGUAUGGUUAGCUUGUUUCAGCGGCUGGAUUUCUGGUCUCAAGAUCAAGAUUGAGAUCUGUAUGAUGUGCCCUUUGUGUUGUGCUCUCACAUAAGGUUCUUAACUCUCACAGAGCCCCUCCUGACCUAAGAAUAUAAAGGGUUGCCAGUGUUCUGUCAGUUAAACCUGAAAAGUGCUGAAUGGUCCUUGCAAAGGACCAACAUCUUAGCGAGGUGGAGUAGACAUACUCCCAUGUCAUGAAGUGUUAUCAGUUGUUUUGUUGGACUUAACCCUUAACACCCAGUAAUCAAUAUUUAAGUUCUCAUACUCUUCUUAAUACAUCACCUUUGGUAUUUAUAUGGAGAAUUUUUCUAAUAAUCAAGGGCUUCUUGAGUUUGCCAUCAUUUCCUUUAUUGUUACAACCUUAUUGGGAGAAAUUAGAUGCUUAUCGAUUGAAGGGAUAAAAGGGUUAAUGUCAAUGUUCAAGAAAUAUGAUGGAUGUGAGGCUUUUGAGGACAUGCAAUAAUUUCUUUUUUUCAGGGGAUAUUCAGCUUCCAAACACAGUAGUUGAGGCUAUGCAAAUGCAGGUAUGGCAAAUUUCUUCAGUUGACACUAAGACUUAAAAUGGUACAAGUAAUGAAAAUAUUAGAAAGUAUAAGAGGCACUCAGAUUACCCAAACCCUCCAGGUUAAUCAUUCCAAUCUUCCUCUUCAUCCUCAAAAAGUGUAGCCAGUCAAUGACAGGGCGUGAAAUUAACUUUUUUUUCUGAUAGCCACUUGGCUCCUAAAUUCUUCAAAGUGGUAGCCAAUUCAAAAAAGUUGGUCGCCAUUUUCAAAGACAAACAAAAUCUUUCUUUACGCUGUCAGCGUUCUAGAUAGACCCUCCAAAAUUACGUUAGGGAAAAGAUUCUUUAACGUGCUACAAAGUGGACACUAGGAUGGAUGAUAUACAAAGUUCAGGCUCAUCUAAAUCCAAGAUGGCGUCUAGUUAUCGAUCGAGAUGCAUGUGCUACGUUUUGGAAACAAACUUAACGAGGAAGAUUGCCGCGGAUUUAUCUUUGCAAGUCUUUUUAAUUCACUAUAUCUCUUGGUAAGGUUAUGAUGAAACGUUCUAUUCGCCAAUUUGGCGACUAACUUUCAGGAUUUGGUCGCCAAAGUGAAAAAUUUAGUCGCAUUGGCACCUGUAUUAGGCGCAAUUUCACGCCCUGAAUGACUAUGAAAAAUAUCAAAACACCAUGGAAAACUGCAAGUAUCAAGCAAUUUUGACUGCCACGCUUAGCCCAAUGUAAUAAUAUCUUGCUAAAACAGCAGCUACUGCAACAAACAGUUCACGUUGCUCUGUGCUGUUUGUGGAUUACUUUGCUGCAAAAGUUGAAAAAAAACGUUUGUCGCUAUCUUGAUGUUUUCUGUAAUAAUGCAUUGAGACGAAGCAAACUGAAAUUACACCAAAUAAACAGCACACAUGGACAUAAAAAAUCGUUUUUUGUGAUGCUUUUAUAAUGAACAUUGCAGGUAGCCUUCGUCCGUUACGUCACUCCUCCCCUCUGAUUGUUCGUUUGAAUCGGAAUAUUUCCUUACUGUUAACAGUUUCCUUUUAGAACGCUUUUUGAUUAAGUGUCGUGAAACCAAACCCAAAGAAAUCAGAACAAAGGAAAAUCACAAGGCGCCAAUGCGGAAAGCAACUAUUGCCUGAUGCGCGGGAAAAUUUAAGUGAUCAAGGCGCGAUUGGUUUCAGUUUCGCUUCGCGAAAAUCUGAGAAAAAUGGCCCCUUGCCACUCCUCUUUAUAUUUACCAGCGUUGUGUGUAAACGGUUGAACACUGUUGCUAGCUAAUAAAGACAUUUGAAGUAAUUUCUGUAUUCUAUCGGCUCAGGUGGAAGCUGAGAGGAUGAAACGUGCUGCAGUGUUGAAAUCAGAAGGUAAAAAAAAAACAUAACACGUAUUUCUAAUACUUCUCUCUUGCCUUUAUUAGCAGCAUAAAGUCCUUGAUAAUUAUUAACGGUGUCAAUUGCUUUUUCAGAAUUUAUUUGUACCGUUUUGUUGGCUUUUAGGUGAAAGAGAAGCCGCCAUCAAUGUCGCAGAAGGAAAAAACAAAGUCAGAUUUUAGCAUCUGAAGCAAGGAAGAUGGAACAGAUAAACAUUGCUACUGGUAACUUGCUGCUUUCUACAUUUCUCUGAAUCACCAAAGGUGGCGUAUGUCUAAAUCAACACAGUAGCUUUGCGCGUAAUGUGCAAACAGCUGCACACGCGUAGAAAAUCUUUUAGCGAGAGUAGAAAACAGAAGCGGGUGUAAAGAUGACGUUAGGGCGAGAAUGGAAACCGUUCGCAACUGUUUACGCCCAUGGAAAACGUGUGCGCGCUGUAAUGAAACGAUUGUGCUUGUACAGAAAACGUUUACACGAGAAAAGGAAAAUAAGUUUAAUUUGACAUAUGUAACCUUUACCAUACAGGUGAAGCGAAUGCAAUUGUUGCAAAGGCGACAGCUCGCGCGGAAGGAAUUGAAAAAGUCUCUUUGGCCCUUCAACGGCAGGUGUGUUCGAGUGCGUUUGCUUAAAAGAGCCGUGUUUAUUUUUUGUGAUGAGGUAUGAUACUUCCAAUAGGAUGUAUGUAAACAAGAAAACUGCACCUGGAGAACAAGGAAUAAAAUGCUUCUCCUCCUCCGAGGUUCAAAGGAGAGACCUCCAUGUUUGUACACUCAAUCCUUUGACUCCUAAUAGUGACCGGCAUCUAAUUUCUCCUCACAAUAUCACCCCUGAAGCACACAUUCAGGUCACGAGAAUAAAGGAAAUGAUCACCUACUAAAGAAGUGAAUUGUUAAACAAAUUCUCCCCGUCAGCACCUUGGGAAAUGUAUAGAGAACAGUAUGGAGAAUAUGCACACUGAUGCUGGGAUGUAAAGGGUAAUAUAUUCGUAGACGUAGCGUAAUCUACUGAUGGGUCAUUUGUUUUUUACAUCACGCAUUUAAGAACAUGUACGUUUGCAGUUCUUGUGUUUUUGUCGGUAGUCUCUAGGCAGCAUUACUCAGGAGUGAACGUUAGCAAUGGAAGCUUUUCCGCCUUAUCUCGUCUAUUAACAGAUUGCAAUGGGAAACAUUUUUGAACCAAUUCACUGAUCUUCUAGUUAGGUGAGAGAGCAGCUACGCUCAAUGUCGCUGAACAGUACGUGAAGGCAUUCUCUAAUCUGGCUAAAACAAACAACACGGUGGUGUUACCAGCUAAUGUGGGAGACGCGGGUUCAAUGGUGGCACAGGUGAGAGCCUUUUUACUAGUAUUGUUCAUAGACAACUGUUACAAAGGCAGCACAUCUGGGUCAAAACUUAUGGGUUUUUUGAGUAACUUGCGAGUAGGUACCCAUUAUAAGUGUUGCGUGGCGCGGGUUUUCCGUCCGCGGGGAGAUUUGAAACGAAGAAACGCUCGAGCCUAGGCUCCAAUGAUAAAGGCCUAUUUGCCCAAGUGACGAGUGCUCUCUGUGUAAAUCUAUUAGGAUCCUUAACUGUCUGUUCAGUUUAAGCGUCUGUAUAACUGUCUGUUUGUUUGUUCGUAUGGUCAUUAUUUUUCUUUAACUGGUCUUACACAGCUUUAUUAAGCUCUUUUACCUGCGCAGCUCAAGAAUCAAACAGUGCUCACUUAAUACCAUGUUUGAGUUCUGGCGGCUGUUAGAGAAACGAAGUGUCGCUAUCUUGCUGUGUUUAGCCGUAGGGCAUUGAGACGAAACACGCUUACUUCCGUCUAUAAAUUGUUGAAUCAUCGUCGUUACUGACUUAGAGACGUUACAAUGUUGCCCUAUCAUGAUAAAGGUUUUGUUAAAGAAUGGAUUGAUUCCGGGCUCAGCAUCCUGUUACUGGCAGUUGUCAACUUGUCAAAACGAUUUCUGUUGGAAAGUGAAAUUUGGGAAAUGCUGUUCUGGGAAUGAAUUAGAGCAUUCGUCUAGGGCAAAAAAAAGUAGUCGUUACAUCUCAUCUCUUCUGUUGCUUUACAGGCUUUGGCGGUUUAUGGCCAGGUCACAGGGAAGCCUAAGAAUGACCCCCCACCCUCUUCCGGUGGGUUAACCGAUUCUUCAACAGAUAGUGCGAGCGCAGGCGGCGACCAAACACAGGAGGGAGGUGACGGGGACACGCAAAAAGACAAAUCGUCUGCUUCUGCUGCAAGAGAUUUUCGGCAAGUCGAGGGUUCUCCAGCGGAUUCACACAUGAGAUGGAACCCAGUCUCUUCAAGAUCACACUUCACUGCGGCUUCUUCACCAACUCGCGCACGAGACUUUUCGUAAAUUUACAAUUAGUCUAUCCCGCGUUGUUCACGCAAUUUCAUCAAGAAAUCGAGCAUAAAGCAGAACUGCCAUGAACCCGUUCACGCUGACUUAAUGCGCUACAUUUGAAUCAAAUUUUUCAGGCGCAAGCUAAAUAAAGGUCAUUAUUGAAGGACGUUCAUCAGAACUAAACAAAGAAGUAAUCCGGGAUAAAAGACGCCUUUUGGCAAGAGUACCGAAAUUUCCUCUGGAGAUGAUAUUUUUAAUUUUCAUGAUAGUUCGUACCUACUUUAUUAACAAGAUGAAAUUAACAGGGGAUUCUUUACUAAUUUAACACUUGGUGCGACUAAUUUGCGCGAAUGGGUCGCUUGGCUACUGUUGCAUUUGUGUUAUCAGGGCAGAGUCGCUGAAGAAAUUUGCCUCAUGAAACUCUUGAUUAAUGUGAAAAGAUGGCGCGAACGUCGCUCCAAGGUGAAGGGAGUGCCUACACCUUUGCGACAUAAUAAAAGCAUGCCAUUAUGUUGAGGAUUGAAUUUCAAACAAAAUCAGUUCACAAGGCUAAAGAGUUUCGUGAUGAAGCGUGAGUGGUUUUAACUGAGCUAUGAGAGUAAUCCGGGAUUGUAUAGGUAAAACCGAUAAAACUUGGACGCUCGCGUUUUUACGCAACUCACAUCGAUUUCCUUCGUUUUAUAAGCUUCUUUUGUUGUUUUCCUUGUCGUUUUGAACAGUUUCGAGUGCACGAAACCAAAUUGAAAUGGCUCCAAGACCUACAAAGUACCCAAUUCUUUCAUUCUUGAAGGUCUCACUAGCAGUUGUUGUUUGGUUUUGGCACCCAGCGCGCUCCCUAAAGAUGUAUCAACGUGUUGCGACAGGUUGCCUUCAUUACGUGACUGGAUUAAACAGCAUGACUAGUUAAAAAGGAAACGAUGAGUUGGCCUGCUUUCUAACAAUAAUCUGCCCAUCCCCAACAAGCUCUUUGCAGCUGGUGAUCACAUGACACUGUCAGUCAAAAAAUUAAUGAAAAGCUGGUCAAAAGUCUGUAGAUUAAGUAAAAGGAAAGAAAAAGAAAUAAGACUGCGAAAACCCAUGAUUACCUCAUGAUAGAAAUGGAAGUAAAAUUAAUUCAGAGAAAAU